Messenger RNA from Penicillium psychrosexuale, 279 nucleotides. Its product is annotated as NADH dehydrogenase [ubiquinone] 1 beta subcomplex subunit 7. Gene Ontology annotation, cellular component: mitochondrion. The record is from RefSeq and is a predicted model, not a curated record. The transcript has 3 exons. NCBI's taxonomy places the organism in Eukaryota, Fungi, Ascomycota, Eurotiomycetes, Eurotiales, Aspergillaceae. The coding region runs from base 1 to 279 and encodes 92 amino acids.
AUGACUGUCAUUGAAACGGUUAAGAGCGCCGUUGGCCUUUCGGAGACAUCCGCAACCCGCCAGGAAAUGUCGGAAGCCCGUCUUCCCAUGCAGUACAGAGAUUCAUGCGCACACCUGCUGAUCCCGUUGAACCGAUGCCGGCAAGCAGAGUACUACCUUCCCUGGAAGUGCGAGGAUGAACGACACUCAUAUGAGAAAUGCCAGUACGAAGAGUUCAAGAAGCGCGUGGCCAAAAUGGACGAGCUGCGUGCCGCUAAGGACUACACCCGGAGAAACUGA